AUGAAGUACGCCUUGGCCCUCUCCGCGCUCGUCGCAUCUAGCUAUGCUGGCGCGAUCCCAGGCGACGUGCAGACUGGCAUUCAGCGCCGUGCUGCCAACCCCCAACCUGUUUGCACUUUCGAGGAACACAGCUUCUACGACAAAAACUGGGGAGGUGACGGUAACACCCUUGCCAACUUGAAGCGCGACCUUGGGAAGAAGACCUGGGACCCUCCCGCCAACUUGGUCAAACCACUGGAGGAGGUGUGGAAGCACCAGAUGGAUACCUACGGUAACCAGGGCAUGAACUUCAAGAACUUCGGCUACGACCAGGUCAUGGCAGCAAAGGGCAAGAUCAACUACUGCGUGCGAUGGGAGGGCAACCAAAAAGUCAGCCUUUCCCAGCGUGGGGAGAUUGAAACUGCCAUUCGCAGGCAAUUCAAGAAGUGGAUCGACGUCCUCGCCGACUUUGAAGGCUUCCCUUACAAGACCGUCGAUGUCAAAGUCGUUGGUUGGGCAGUCAAUGAUAAAAACCAACUGGAAGGCGACGUUAGCAAGAUCCAAGUCUACACGACCAAAGAUGAAAAUGGCAUCCCGGAGUGCGCGCCGGGCUGUGGUCGAUUCCACCACCAGGACGGUGACUACAGCGGCUGCAAAGCAGGCGCCGACCGUCACUAUGACCAAUCACUCUGGCUCACACCCGGCUUCGGCGGCGGCGCAGGCGGCGACUGGGGCCAGCGCGUCUCCACCGAGUACUUCAUGGACAACAUCAAGCAGGAGGACAUUCACAUUGUUCUCCAUGAAAUCGGCCACACGUUUGCUCUCGACGACUUCUACGACUGGACCCCUACUGGUGUGGACAAAUUCCUCAUGAAGGCGGGCUCGGCCAUGAAGAUUACGGAGUUUGAUGCUUGGAUGGCGAGGGACUGGUGGAUGAACCUUAAGCGCGAGCGUGGCUGGUAG
Molecule: messenger RNA, 942 nt
Organism: Plenodomus lingam JN3
Lineage: Eukaryota; Fungi; Ascomycota; Dothideomycetes; Pleosporales; Leptosphaeriaceae
Source: RefSeq, a predicted model, not a curated record